Messenger RNA from Neospora caninum, 954 nucleotides. RefSeq lists its product as hypothetical. The record is from RefSeq and is a predicted model, not a curated record. Lineage: Eukaryota; Apicomplexa; Conoidasida; Eucoccidiorida; Sarcocystidae. The transcript has 7 exons. Gene Ontology annotation, molecular function: protein binding. Gene Ontology annotation, cellular component: EMC complex. Bases 1 to 954 code for a protein of 317 amino acids. Gene Ontology annotation, biological process: protein folding in endoplasmic reticulum.
AUGAGACCGCCAGAGUCCCUGGAUGACCCUGCCUCUCUCUCCUUCAAUGAUCUCAUCAAGCAGCAACAAAGCGCCUCGUCGGCGCAAACGGAGGGACGAGGCGACCUUCUGCUGGCGUACGGGUCGUGCCUUCUUCGCAAAUUCAGACACAAACUGGGAAAUGCGUUGUGGGGCGUGCUGGAGACAGUUUACUUGCAGGCGCUCGAAUUUCGCCAGGAUCGCUGGGCUCGGUUCUGUCUCCAAGCUCUCCAGAGUCGGUGGCGAGACAGCACUCGCGUGAAGCGUCUCACAGGCAUGGCGAUGGAGGCGCAAGGCCACUGGGAAGUUGCUCUCGCACACUACGACGCGUUGCUGGCUCAGCAGCCGCACGAUCCCUUGACGCGGAAACGCGUGAUGUCGUCGUUGAAGAACCAAGGGCGCGUGUCAGAGUGCGUCCAGAUGCUUUUCUUGCAUUUGGAUGAGAUGGCGACGGACAUGGAGGCAUGGCAGGAGUUGGGAACGAUUUACGCAAGCGAAGGCCGACUCGCACAGGCUGCGUUUUGCUUCGAGGAGUUGCUCGUGCACGACCCUGCGAAUAUACUCUUCCUGUGUGUAUAUGCAGAGACCUCUCGGCAGUCUCUGGAGAACGCAUGCAAAGACCGGAAAGGGACGACGCGUGGCGAGAGACCGAGGAAAGGAGAGAGAGAUCGCCAGGCGCAGCUGGCGUCUGCUGCGCGUGUCUCUGCAUCUUCGCCGGGAGACGAAGACACGAGAGUCCUCCUGCAUCUCUCUCUCGGCGCGGUGCGACGCCUAGCCUCGAUCUACGAAGAGGCCUUGGCGAAGGGAGACGAACACGACACUUCAGGGGGCCCGCUGGACAGGGUGUUCGGAGAGGCGGCUCUUCGCAGACUCGCAGCGCAUCGUCUCUUCUUCCUGAGCAAGGCUGCAGAAGAGAACGUCGCAGUUGGAAAGUAG